This is a messenger RNA of Sphaerulina musiva SO2202, 1068 nucleotides long. RefSeq lists its product as uncharacterized. The record is from RefSeq and is a predicted model, not a curated record. The transcript has 2 exons. NCBI's taxonomy places the organism in Eukaryota, Fungi, Ascomycota, Dothideomycetes, Mycosphaerellales, Mycosphaerellaceae. The coding region runs from base 127 to 942 and encodes 271 amino acids.
CUACGCACAGUCUCCAAACCACCAGCAGUAUCAUCACGAGCAUCGACAUCGUGCACCAUCACGCCAUCCCGGACACGACGACAACACUCCUUCUCCGUCACCCCAUCGUUCAGACCAUCCUCCAGUAUGCCCCAAAAGUCAGCCUUCGCUGCUCCAGAAAAGGUGCAGCAGUCACCUCAAUAUGCCGCCCUCGAAGGCCUCACAACCGGCGCCGCUGAAGCGAGUCCUCUCCAGCGCUUCUGCGCUCCCGUCGAGCAGAAGCUGCAAUCCAGCAGUCCCUCGGAUGAUGUCGAAGGAGAGCUGUACAAGGGCUGGAUAGCUGUCAUGUCCCGAGCUGCAGCCACAUCAUACACCGAGGGUGGACGAUCCGCUCUGGCUGCGUUUCUCGUCAGUCUCACGCAGAAAAGAGCAGAUGGCCAACAAGCGAAUAGCGACUAUGGCGUGGUGCACGGAAUGAAAGUGUGGCAAGAUCUACCACUGUUUGGGUGGCAAGUGAGAGAUGCGUGGAAUUUCGCUCCCGCCGACGAUAAAUCUCCUGCCUUAUCGGAAGAAUGGACAAACGUCAACGCAUUCAUAGCUACGCUCGUAAGCGAGCUCCACGACAAAGCGCACUCCAAUCCCGACCUCUCCGUCUUUGGCCUCUGGACCAUCCGCGACGCACUCGAGGAAGACAACAUCUCUGAUUCAGCUCUUGCCGCAGCGAGUGUGUGGUUCAUUUACGCUGCUCCGACGUUGCUCAGCUGGAGCAAGGAGCAGAAGUCUUACGAGGGGAAUGUUGCCAGGGGAGGGUUUGCGCACAAAGAUGCAGGUUGGACGGGCUAUUCGCCUGCGAGGUGGGCGGUAUGGCAGCAGAGGCUGAGUAGUCUUCAAGAAGAGGUGAAGGAGGAGGGGACGAGGGAGCUAGUGAAGCGGGCGAUUGAGACGAUUGGGAAGGCGAGGUGAGAGAUGAGCAGGAAGAAGAGGAAGAAGAGAAAGAAGAGAAAGAAGACAAAGAGAAAACAAAAGAACAAGACGAAGCAAAAUGUAUGAACAGAGGACAUGAUCCCACGUACCUGUACUGAUAUCGUU